This is a messenger RNA of Trichechus manatus latirostris (Florida manatee), 3504 nucleotides long. It is a transcript of the gene MPHOSPH8, whose product is annotated as M-phase phosphoprotein 8. Gene Ontology annotation, cellular component: cilium. Gene Ontology annotation, molecular function: protein binding. The record is from RefSeq and is a predicted model, not a curated record. Bases 43 to 2751 code for a protein of 902 amino acids. NCBI's taxonomy places the organism in Eukaryota, Metazoa, Chordata, Mammalia, Sirenia, Trichechidae. The transcript is spliced from 13 exons.
GCGCAACCCGUUUUUCUUCCGGCGGCUUGCUGACCUCUUGUUAUGGCGUCGGCUUCGGCUGCAGAGAGAGUGAUUGCCACUGCAGUUCCUGCUUCAGGUACCAACAGCAAUGGUGAGUCGUCUGAAGUUGAAGGAGGAGUUGGAGCAGUGGGCGAAGAGAAGGACGCGCCUGUGAAAGCAGAGGCCGCUGGGGACAGCGAGGAGGACGGAGAGGAUGUGUUCGAGGUGGAGAAGAUCUUGGACAUGAAGACCGAGGGGGGUAAAAUCCUUUACAAAGUUCGAUGGAAAGGAUAUACAUCAGAUGACGAUACCUGGGAGCCUGAGGUUCAUCUUGAGGACUGUAAAGAAGUUCUGCUUGAAUUUAGGAAGAAAGUUGCAGACAACAAAGCUAAGCCAGUCAAGAAGGAUAUUCAGAGAUUAUCCUUAAGUAAUGACAUAUUUGAGGCAAACUCUGAUAGUGAUCAGCAAAGUGAGACAAAAGAAGAUACUUCCUCAAAGAAGAAAAAGAAAAAAUUAAGACAUAAAGAUGAGAAAAGCCCGGAAGAUCUGAAAAAGAAAAAAGCAAAGACUGGCAAACUAAAAGAGAAGUCCAAAUCAGACCUGGAGAGUUUCUCAGAAAGUUUAGUUUUUGAUUUAAGGACAAAGAAAAGAAUUUUCGAAGCCAAAGAAGAAUUAAAGGAAUUUAAAAAGCCAAAAAAAGAUGAUAUAAAAGAAACUAAGGAGUUAAAGAAAGUUAAAAAGGGUGAAAUAAGAGAUUUAAAGACUAAAGUAAGAGAAGAUUUCAAAGAAAACAAAAAAACUAAAAAAGACAAAUGCAUUGAAUCUCAGUUGGAAUCUGAAUCAAGUGUACUUAAUGAUUCCCUUUCUCAGGAUGAUGACAAUGAAGAUUUACAUUCUGAUAAUAAAGAAGAGAAACAAAAGAUUAAAAGUACAAAAGAUAAAUCAGGGCCAGAUAUAAUUGCAGGUGUUGUAUUUGAUAAACAGCCAGAUGGCAAGGUAAGUGCUGAUGAGGACACUGAUGUCAGAACAAAGAGGAAAAAGAAGAAACUAAGAAAGACUGAAGAACAUAAGGACAGCAACAAGCUAGAAAACAAAGACCUUUUCUUAGAAAGGAAAAAUACACAUAAAAAGCAAAGGAAUCAAGACAAAGGCAAAAGUACCAUUGAGUUUGAUAAGCCCAUACCUGCAUCUUCCCAAACACAAAAGAGUUCAAAAUUGGGUGGGGAAGAGAGAGGCCACAGGUCUACUGAUUCACCUGGAGAGGAGAAAGAGACCAAAAAGAGUGAAUCCAAAGAAAAAUGCCAGAAAAGGCAUGAUUCUGACAAGGAUGAAAGGGGCAGAAAAGAGCCAAAGGGAUUAAAGAUUCUAUUGUUUACACUAGCUUUUAAGGAAAUCAGGAGUGCAUUUGAUAUAUUUAAAUUAACUCCAGAAGAAAAAAACGAUCUUACUGAGAAUAAUCGGAAAAGAGAAGAAAUUCCACUGGAUUGUAAAAUCACAGAAGAUUACAAAACCAAGGAAAACAAGUUAUUUAAAGAAAGGAGAAAUACAAGAGAUGAAACGGAUACUUGGGCAUAUAUAGCUGCAGAAGGUGAUCAGGAGGUUCUAGACAAUGUAUGUCAAACAGAUGAGAGUUCUGAUGGCAGGCAACAAAUUUUGAGUUUGGGCAUGGACUUACAGUUGGAGUGGAUGAAACUAGAAGAUUUUCAAAAGCAUCUUGAUGGAGAAGAUGAAAAUUUUGCUACAGCAGACACAAUUCCAAGUAAUUUAUUGAGGGAUGCUGUGAAAAAUGGGGAUUAUAUUACUGUAAAGGUUGCACUUAACUCAAGUGAAGAAUAUAACCUGGACCAAGAGGAUUCAAGUGGAAUGACUCUAGUGAUGCUUGCUGCAGCUGGAGGACAAGAUGACCUCCUUAGACUCCUCAUCAAAAAAGGAGCCAAAGUUAAUGGAAGACAGAAGAAUGGGACCACUGCACUGAUUCAUGCAGCUGAGAAGAACUUUUUAACCACAGUGGCUAUUCUUUUGGAAGCGGGAGCUUUUGUAAAUGUCCAGCAGAGCAAUGGUGAGACUGCUUUAAUGAAGGCCUGUAAAAGAGGAAAUUCGGACAUUGUACGGCUUGUGAUUGAAUGCGGAGCUGACUGUAAUAUUUUGUCAAAGCACCAGAAUAGUGCACUGCAUUUCGCUAAGCAGUGUAACAACGUGCUGGUAUAUGAUCUGCUUAAGAAUCAUUUAGAAACACUUUCAAGAGUAGCAGAAGAGACAAUAAGGGAUUACUUUGAAGCACGUCUUGCUCUACUAGAACCAGUUUUUCCAAUAGCGUGUCAUCGUCUCUGUGAGGGACCAGAUUUUUCAACAGAUUUCAAUUACAAGCCCCCACAGAACAUACCAGAAGGCUCUGGCAUCCUGCUGUUUAUUUUCCACGCAAACUUUCUGGGUAAAGAAGUUAUUGCUCGGCUCUGUGGACCAUGUAGUGUACAAGCCGUAGUUUUAAAUGAUAGAUUUCAACUUCCUGUUUUUCUGGAUAGUCAUUUUGUUUAUUCAUUCAGUCCUGUUGCCGGCCUCAAUAAACUCUUUAUAAGGUUGACUGAAGCACCCUCUGCUAAGGUGAAAAUUCUUCCCUCAUAUUUAGUGUUACUUCUCAAAUUGUUACUCCAAAUCAUUUUAUCAUCAUUAGAAAAAAUUUUCAAGAAAACGUUGUGCUUCUUAGCCUCUGGAAGAAGGGUGUGUCCUAGAGACAAGUACUCCCUAGGGUAGCAAUUCUACAUGCACCUUACUUGUCUAGAUCUAAAAUGUGUCAGACAUAAAUAAUGAAAUGUGCCAAUAAAGAGACUAAUGAGAAUACAUCUCAAGUCAGUUCCAGGCUUUGGUAUUUACUUGUCACUACUGUAAUGUUUCUAACAUAUUCUAAAAGCAAAUUAUAAGCCCUUGGAAUUUUUUGGUAACAGUGGAAGAAACACCACCAAGUCGAAAAUAUUGCCAAGUAAGAGAAACAAGUGUAGGCUAUGUUUUGUUUUCUCCCGCUUUUUAGAAAAGGGGAACUUUUUACUUCUGUACUGAUACGUAUUUUUUCUUCCAAUAGGUUAAGUUGCUAAUAGGUGCAUACAGAGUGCAGCUGCAGUGAACAAAGGAUUGUGAUGGAGUUCUCUUCAGACCUAUUUUUAAAUACCUCUCUUCACAGCAGUUUGGAAUUCUUCUGGCACAUCUAACCCUUUCAGAUUUAAAGUUUUAUCUGUAAACCUCUUGCAGUUCAAGGCCUGUCAUCUGUUGUAGUCUAUAAGAUGGGACACAGUUGUUCUAACAGGUUAUAAAAUAUAGGUGUAAGUAUUCAUGCCAGUAUUCUGAAAUCUCCAUGUUGUGGUGUCCAGACUGCAUAUUUCAGUUCUCCACAAUGUGGAAUGCUAAAUGAGGAUUAUUUAAGAAAAUUAAACGAUCUUUUUUAAACUUCAGAUUUUCUUCAGAUUUUCUACUAGCCCUGGUGAAUUCUGUGUUUUUAAAAAAAAAAAAAAA